AUGACGCUUCCGGAGGGCACGAUCACCAUCCGCCCUGCAGACCUGAUAUUGCCGGGAUAUACAGAGGAGCAAUACUGUUGGCCUAUGUUCGAGCCGUCCUCUGGAAAUGGAUGGCUCGUCGGUAUCGGGCUUAUUCGCAAUUUCUAUACGGUGUAG
Messenger RNA from Guyanagaster necrorhizus, 156 nucleotides. RefSeq lists its product as uncharacterized. The coding region runs from base 1 to 156 and encodes 51 amino acids. Lineage: Eukaryota; Fungi; Basidiomycota; Agaricomycetes; Agaricales; Physalacriaceae. The record is from RefSeq and is a predicted model, not a curated record. The transcript is spliced from 2 exons.